Molecule: messenger RNA, 660 nt
Organism: Pyricularia grisea
Lineage: Eukaryota; Fungi; Ascomycota; Sordariomycetes; Magnaporthales; Pyriculariaceae
Exons: 1
Coding region: 1-660 (219 amino acids)
Source: RefSeq, a predicted model, not a curated record
AUGAUCAAAAAUACGAGAGCGCAAAAAACGCUAGAAGAUGUCCAUCUGCUGCCAUCUGCUGGCGACGAUGGCCGGAGCAUUUCUGGCGCCCAGAGAUGGCGGCGUCCCCUAUCGUACCUGAUCCUGUUCGGUGCCGCUGUCUCGGUGGUGCUGACAUUCGCCAUAAGCACGGUAUACAACGCGGCCAAGCCAGGAGUAGGCGGCUUGGGGGACGCAAAAGUGGCCCGUCGCCCGUGCGGAUACACGGCCGCCGAUGCACAGCGUCGCGGCUGCGUGUUCGACCUGCCAAACUUCGCUUGGCUUCCCGAAGACUGCGUGGACCAUGACCUGAGCCGUAGCUUCAUGGAGGAGCAAGGCGAAUGGGAGUUCUUUCGCGACCGCAACAAGACUGCGCGAGUCACCAUCGACGAGGUGUCGCUGGGCACGUGGGAGUACUUCAUCAACGGCCGCGUCCACGUCGCCCAUUGCUCCUUCUCCUGGCUUCACUUCCACAAAGCCCUCGCCAUGGGCCAUAAGAUUCAUGGCCAGCACAAUCUGGAACACACCACCCACUGCACUCACGUCCUGACCAAGGCGCGUCCUUAUCCGGAGGACGUCGAGAUCCGCGUCAAGAUAGCCUUCCCUGACUGCGGCUACAUAGAUAGGGACUACCCGGGCUAA